CCCAGAUGGGAGUUGGAGAGGGAAAAUCCAUAGGUCAGUGGUACGGACCAAACACAGUCGCACAAGUGCUCAAAAAACUCGCAACUUUUGAUACAUGGAGUUCCCUGGCAGUACAUAUAGCCAUGGAUAACACAGUAGUGAUGGAAGAAAUCCGGCGGUUGUGCCAGUCCAACUUCCCGUGUGCUGGAGCUGCAGCAUGUCCUGCUGUGGAGUCAGACGUGCUCUAUAAUGGGUGCCCAGAGGAAGCGGGGGUUAGAGAUAGGCUCUCACUGUGGAAACCAUUGGUGCUGCUGAUACCUCUCCGCCUUGGGCUCACGGAGAUCAAUGAAGCCUAUAUUGAAACACUAAAGCACUGCUUCAUGAUGCCCCAGUCCCUGGGAGUGAUCGGAGGGAAACCAAACAGUGCUCACUACUUCAUUGGCUAUGUAGGUGAGGAACUCAUUUACCUGGAUCCCCACACCACGCAGCCUGCAGUGGAGCCCAACGAGAGUGGCUGUCUCCCCGAUGAAAGCUUCCACUGCCAGCACCCUCCCUGCAGAAUGAGCAUUGCCGAGCUCGACCCCUCCAUUGCGGUGGGCUUUUUCUGCAACACAGAGGAAGACUUCAACGAUUGGUGCCAGCAAAUCAAAAAGCUGUCCCUGGUAAGAGGAGCGCUGCCGAUGUUCGAACUGGUCGAACGCCAGCCGUCGCAUUUCUCCAACCCCGACGUCCUGAAUCUCACACCAGACUCCUCUGAUGCUGACAGAUUGGAAAGGUUCUUCGACUCGGAAGAUGAAGACUUCGAAAUCCUAUCCCUUUGAAAACAAAUAGGAAACUGACUCUGCAAAUUUGUGUUAUGUAUGGGGAGAAGGGGGGGGAGGGAAGCUCCUUCGAGAGCCUGGGGCUACCGGUUUUCAUAGGCGCUUGCUGCCAUCCCCGCCUCUUGUCCAUCCUGGCAUUCUGUGCAGCCUCCGAGCCGAGCGCGCGUUGUCUGCGUUGGGAUGAAGAACCGAGUGGGUGUUACAGCCUUACUGGCUGGUGUCGGAAUUUCUCAGCGGAAAACAGUUGCUGGAAGUGGAUGCAGUGGUGCUUAGGAGUUCAAAGCCUAUCUGUUACAUCAGCAGGUCUUCUGGGGGAGGCAUAGAAAUCGUGGAAGCUCUAAAUCCUUGCGUGGGGGCUGAAGCUUAAAUAGAGCCACCCGUCACUUAGCGGGUGAAAUGUACAGUUAAUUCCUUUAGCAGCUUCUCUGCU
Messenger RNA from Tauraco erythrolophus (red-crested turaco), 1230 nucleotides. Lineage: Eukaryota; Metazoa; Chordata; Aves; Musophagiformes; Musophagidae. The record is from RefSeq and is a predicted model, not a curated record.